Danaus chrysippus (African queen) is the source of this 1044-nucleotide messenger RNA. NCBI's taxonomy places the organism in Eukaryota, Metazoa, Arthropoda, Insecta, Lepidoptera, Nymphalidae. The record is from the annotation of a GenBank genome assembly.
AUGAGGACACUUGUGGCAUUUCUUGUAUCAGCCACGGCUGUAUUAGCCGCUGAUGUUAGCAUACCUACCAUCAAGCCUUUCUUUUACACAACGACAGUAGUUCCUCCCUCUACAUAUGACCCAUACCGUUACUACAGUGGCCUGCUCUUUAAACCGACAAGUACAGACAGUUCUAGUCGUUACAAUCCCGGCAAGUACGACCCUGGUAAAUAUGAUCCUGGCAAAUAUAACCCUGGACGCUACGACGCUGGGCGUUACGACCCUGGAAAAUAUGAUCCCAGCAAAUACGAUCAGUCUGGACGCUACAACCCAGACAAAGCUGGGCUAUACAAUGGCGAUCGUGGUGACCGCGGCUCUGGUGGUGGUUACUACAGCGGUUCCUCUGACAAAGGAGGUCCUGGUGGUUUCUACUCUGGCUCUUCUGACAACGGUUCCGCCGGCGGUUUCUACAAAGGCGAUAAAGAUGACGCCAACAAAUAUGUUCCUGAAAAGUCAACCGUAGAAGAUGUACCUGUCUCCACCGUUGAACCAGUCUCUAGCGUUGUUGUCAAUGAAGAACCAGUAGUUUCCACCGUUGAACCUGUUGCUACAGAUGCUCCAGUGCCCGAUGCUGAGCCUAUGUCCACACCCGCCCCAAUCGUUGAUGAAGUAGCAAGUCCCUCAGUACCUUCAAGUAUUGCUCCACCAAGCUCUCCACAAUACGUCAGUUCUACAUUAUUAGUAAAACCCACUCCCGCUUACGUGCCAUACAUUCCUGCUAAGCCUGUAAAAGCCGUACCCUCAGUACCACAAAACUAUGAAUAUAAAUACGGAAUUAUCCGUCAUGACGCCGAUGUGUUCCCCGAUGGAUACCACUACAUAUAUGAGACAGAAAACACAAUUCUGGCUGAAGAAGAAGGUCAUAUUGAAAAGAUUGAUAACGAAAGCAGUGGUAUGAGGGUAAGAGGUUUCUUCGAAUAUGUUGGCGUUGAUGGAAUUAAAUACAGAGUAGACUACACUGCUGAUGAACGUGGUUUCCUGCCACAGGGAGCACACUUGCCCUAA